This is a messenger RNA of Alosa alosa (allis shad), 2346 nucleotides long. RefSeq names its product transferrin-a (gene tfa). Gene Ontology annotation, cellular component: plasma membrane; extracellular region; early endosome. The transcript has 17 exons. NCBI's taxonomy places the organism in Eukaryota, Metazoa, Chordata, Actinopteri, Clupeiformes, Clupeidae. The coding region runs from base 69 to 2111 and encodes 680 amino acids. Gene Ontology annotation, biological process: antibacterial humoral response; iron ion transport. The record is from RefSeq and is a predicted model, not a curated record.
CUAUAUAAACCCAUGUGUCCCCAUUCGACCUGCUCAGUGUUUUAUCGAAACACCACCCAGCUGCCAGCAUGCAUACAUUCCUACUGUGUGCGCUUUUGGGAUGCCUAGCUUCUGCUAUGGCAGCUCCCGCAGACGUCAUAGUGAGAUGGUGCACAAAGUCAGAGGCAGAGCUGAAAAAGUGCAACGACCUUGCCAAGAUAGCGCAGUUGGUCUGCGUAAAGCGCGAGGGGUCGGAUGAGUGUAUCCGAGCUAUCAAAGACAACCAAGCAGAUGCCAUCACCCUUGAUGGCGGAGAUAUCUAUGUAGCCGGGCUUGAAAACAAUGAUCUGCAACCCAUCAUUGCAGAAGAUUAUGGCGCAGAUUCUGACACAUGCUACUACGCAGUUGCGGUGGUGAAGAAAGGUGGUGAUUUCAAUUUCAAGACUCUGCAGGGGAAAAAAUCUUGCCACACUGGUCUUGGAAAGUCUGCUGGUUGGAACAUUCCCAUUGGCACCCUGGUGGCACAGGGGCAGAUCAGUUGGCAAGGCAUUGAGGACAAGCCAGUGGAAGAUGCUGUGAUGGAGUUUUUCUCGGCAAGCUGUGCCCCUGGAGCAAACAAGGACUCCAAACUGUGCAAGCAGUGCAAGGUUGACUGCACCCGCUCCCACAAGGAGCCCUAUUAUGACUACCAUGGUGCUUUCCAGUGUCUUAAAGAUGGAGCUGGGGAUGUAGCAUUUGUGAAGCACCUGACUGUUCCUGAGAAUGAAAAGAAUGACUAUGAGCUUCUGUGUAAGGAUGGCACAAAGAAGAGCAUAGAUGAGUACAAGACUUGCUAUCUGGCAAGAGUGCCAGCCCAUGCAGUGGUCAGUCGUAAGGACCCUGAAUUGGCCAAACGCAUCUUUGAAGUACUAAAGACAAUUGAGACAUCCAAACUCUUCUCUUCUGCGCCUUAUGAAGGCAAGAACCUGAUGUUCAAAGACUCAGCAGAAAAAUUGGUUCAGCUGCCCAGUACCACUGACUCUUUCCUUUACCUGGGAGCUGAAUACAUGAGCAUUAUUCGUUCCCUAAGGAAAGACACCCCUAGCAGUCCUUCAGAUAAAAUUAAUAUUAGGUGGUGUGUCACAAGCAAAGCCGAGGAGGCGAAGUGUGACACCUGGAGUGUGAACAGCAUGGACAGUGUCGUCUGUGAAUCUGCAACAUCUGUGGAUGAAUGCAUCAAGAAGAUCAUGCGCAAGCAGGCUGAUGCCAUUGCCGUUGAUGGAGGAGAGGUGUUUACUGCUGGGAAGUGUGGCUUGGUUCCUGUAAUGGUGGAACAGUACGAUGAAGCUCACUGCAAAACCCCUGGUCCUGCUUCCUCCUACUACGCUGUGGCGGUGGUACGGAAAAACAGUGAUGUCACCUGGGAAACACUCAAGGGCAAGAAAUCAUGCCACACAGCACUGGGUCGUACUGCUGGAUGGAACAUCCCCAUGGGCAAAAUCCACAGUACUACUGGAGAAUGUGACUUCUCUAACUACUUCAGUGCAAGCUGUGCCCCUGGCGCAGAUAAGAGCUCAUCUCUCUGCUCCCUCUGUAUGGGAAGCGGGUCACCUGUUGGUGGGGAGAGCUCCAAAUGUAAGGCAAGUGCAGAAGAAUUGUAUUACAGCUAUGGAGGAGCCUUCAGAUGUCUUGUCGAUGGAAAGGGUGAUGUGGCUUUUGUGAAGCAUACAAUUGUGUCUGAGUAUACUGGUGCAAACAAACCUGCCUGGGCUCAGAAUGUACAAUCAAGUGACUUCAAAUUGAUUGGUCCUGGAUGCUCCGCUGAGAUCGACAAGUAUGAGGAGUGCAACCUGGCUUUAGUACCUGCACAUGCUGUGGUCACUCGUCCAGAGAUGCGAAAAGAUGUGGUGGCAAUACUUAAACAGCAGCAGGUGACCCCAACCUCAGCCGACUUUAAUAUGUUUAAGUCGGCCGAUGGAAAGAACCUCAUCUUCAAAGACAACACAAAAUGUCUCCAGGAAAUUCCAUCUGGUCAGACCUACAGAGACUUUUUGGGUGCUGACUACAUAAAAAUAAUGUCCUCCCUGAGAGAGUGCUCCAGCAGUAUCUCAGAGCUGGAAAAGGCUUGUACGUUCCAUAAAUGCCAGCAGUAAGCAGAGGAGGGAGUGUCCAGAUCAAAAGAGUCCCAGCUCUGACUUCACCUUCAUCUUUUUUGGCUUUCCUUUGUAGAGAAAAUUGGGGAUGGUGUUUCCGUUAUUUUGUGUUUUCAAGAAAACAUGUAUAACUAGUUAAAACUAGAUGUACCGCAUAGCGGUACAAAAUAUGACCGCCGCUCAGUCCUGUACAUCCGUUCCGCGAAAAUAAAUCACACUUCAAUUUGUCUCCAUA